AUGGUGGGCUAUGACGAGUACGGGGACGAGUCGGAGUCGAUGGACGGGGCGGACUAUGACUUGUACGACGACGCAGACAGCACGGUGGCAUACGCGGUGCACUUGGCCAUGAAAGACAAGGAGGAUUGGCUGGUGGACAAAGCUCUGGAAAGAAUCCGCCGCGCGCAAGUCAUGGGGCAGAAGAACGUUCGCUUGUCCAAGUCUGAGGUGGAGGCGCUUGAGCGCAAACGGAUGCAGACUGGUGCCGGAACUUUCGACCGCACGAGGACUGGAGAACGUACCCCGGACGGCGGCGCUGGUCGAACAGGGAUGCGGCGAGCUCCAUCCGGCGCAGUGCCCCCGUCACCAUAUUGCGGCGCCCUCGACGACGGCGAUGUCUUCGACGCACAGCCCAGGAGCUCGGGCUCCCCGACAUCGCAACGGCCUCGCUCUCUGCGAUCUCCCCAGCCCAUCGCAUCGCCUAGAACUCCGCUUGACUCCCCUUACAAGCCCGACCGCCAGUCCGCCGCCAUUCCGCACAUGCGUUCGCAGGCGUCGUCCCCGCUGAAGAGCAGCCCGGCAUUCGCACGUCCACUCCCCGACGAUCCGCACUGGGUUCCUCCCUAUCAGAUACCGUACCCAAGGGAGCCACCUCCGUAUCCCCUUCACAGUCCGGUGGAGCCCCGACGAGGAGGCUCCUCGAAUCGCACCGGGCUAUCACCAUACGUGUCAAGCUAUGGGGACCGCCCGUCAAGCAGCGCGCGGAACUCGUUCGCCCCGUGGUAUAGCCCGGCCAAACCUACGGUCGAAGUCCCCCGGGAUGGAGACGACGAGGAGGAGAGCGACUCUGACGCUGACGAGUUACAUAUUGUGGAUGUGGUGGAGAGAAAAGUCCCGACAAGUCCUUCCAGCCGCGCAGCGACGGGCAAAGGAAGCCGUCAACGCCGCAGUCGUCCUUGA
This is a messenger RNA of Aspergillus melleus, 939 nucleotides long. RefSeq lists its product as uncharacterized. Lineage: Eukaryota; Fungi; Ascomycota; Eurotiomycetes; Eurotiales; Aspergillaceae. The record is from RefSeq and is a predicted model, not a curated record. The transcript has a single exon. The coding region runs from base 1 to 939 and encodes 312 amino acids.